CCUUAAUUAGCUGCUUGGCUGACACACCGGCUUGAUUGCCAUGGAACUUCCAGCCUCCUAGAAUUCCAAGUGGACAAGUUAGGGCAGAGGCAGAAAUACGAGAACAGAAUCUGGCAGUUCAGAAUGAAGAACCCACUGGAAGGCUGCACAGUGAGUAACCUCUUAUUUCAUUCAUAGCCCACCCCCUUCUCUCUCUCAGCUUAGUAUAUGUGGGGCUGGGGGGCCACAAUGAAAUCAUUCACAGCCACUGAAGAAUACCUGGCUGGUGGUCUACAUCGGAGAGAGGGACUGAUUUUUCUGCCUGCCCUUGAGCUGUGACAUUGAUCUUCCAAAGUGCUUUGCUGGCAAUGCGACACGCAUACACCCCAAUUGCUUCUUCAAGAUUCCUCUUCCCAGCCUCGCGGAUGUGGCACUGGCUUUCUGGACAGAGGCUUAGCAAAGCUCGAGGAGUAGCCAAGGAUGCUGGACUGACCUCACUGAGUUUCGAAGGUGGCAGGAGUCUCGUCGUAUCCUGGUCAGAAACUGGAAGGCAGAGAGAGCUGCUGGGUGGGGUUAAGUUGCUGUUUCUGCUAUUUUGCAGCAGGGCAGUUUUAUAUAUUGGUUGUUGCAUUCCCACCCUGCCCUGGGAGAGGAUUGUGGGCAUGUGAUGUUGCCAGAGCCACAACUCCCCCACCCCAGCACACCUCUUGCAAAGCUAGGCAGCUUGUUGUUUUCAAAGGACCAGAUUUGGCCCCAAGGCCUCCUGUUGCUGAUUAUCUCUACUCAAAUGUUAGGCUUAAGCCAUAUAUGUGAUGCCUGAUCAUUUGAAUGGUUUCCUUGAGUUUGGUUCGGAAGCUGUAACGUAGAUUGGAACAGAGAAGCGGGCCAAGUAACACACACUUCCCUGAAGCAAGUUUAAAUCAUCCUUUGGUUGUGAAUCUUGCUGAGUUACCUUGAGCCAGUCAUUAAUUUGCAGGGCUGAUGUGAGGAUAAAACGGGGGCGUUUCUUAGAGGAAAAGCCAGUUUGAAGGGAAAGGUAGAUAAAUACAGUGGUACCUCGCAAGACGAAUGCCUCGCAAGACAAAAAACUCGCUAGACGAAAGGGCUUUUUGUUUUUUGAGCUGCUUCGCAAGAUGAUUUCCCCUAUGGGCUUGCUUCGCAAGACGGAAACGUCUUGCAAGUUUGUUUCCUUUUUCUUAACACCGUUAAUACAGUUGCAACUUGACUUCGAGGAGCAACUCAUAGAAUGCGGUGUGGUAGCCUUUUUUGAGGUUUUUAAAGACUUUGGUGAUUUUUGAAGCUUUUCCAAAACUUUCCCACACCGUGCUUCGCAAGACGAAAAAAAUCGCAAGACGACAAAACUCGCGGAACGAAUUAAUUUUGUCUUGCGAGGCACCACUGUAUGCAACAGAAAACUGGGGAGAACUUAGAAGAGGUAUGUAUCCAAAGAUGGAUGUCAGAAGCUGAGAAAGAAGAAUAAUAGAAUUGUUGAGUUGGAAGGGACCCCAAGGGCCAUCUAGUCCAACCCCUCUGCAAUGCAGGAGUCUUUUUGCCUAACAUGGGGCUCGAACCCACAACCCUGAGAAUCAGAGGCCCUAUGCUCCAUCAACGUGAGUUAUCAAAAAUAAAGACAUAAAGUCAAUUGAAAUUGUCUCCUCUGAACUGUCUAGGGAGACACAGGGAUAUAGACAAGAUAUAUAACUGUAAGUUCAGGGUUGCAAUCGUAAACACACUUUCUUGGGAGUGAGCCCCACUGGAACGCAAUGGGAUCUGCUCCUGACUAAACAGAAGAUUGAGGGGAGGAAAACUGCGCAGAGAGGAUGGUUUUGAUCAGGAACACAGCAUGCAAUUAGAGAGAGGAGCAGUGGCAUAGUGUGGGUUGCCUGAGCCCGGGGCCAUGCUGAGGGGGUGGGUGGGAAGGAGGGAAACAGACAGAGUAUGCAUGCACAUUCAACUGCCCAACGGCAUCAACAUCACCUGGGAGAUCUCAGCUGCAGAGCUAAGAAGAGUUGAUCCGUUGUCUGGAGCCCAGGAAUGGAAGCUCUAUUGAGGCAGCACUGGGUGUUGAAAUUUGGCACCCUUAACAAUUUUGCACCUGGGGCAACUGCCCCGGUGCCCCCCAUUCUACACCACUGGAGAGGAGCACAAUUCCCCACUGCAGCCAGUCCCGCCUCCAAGAGCUGCACUUCCGUACAGCUGCAUUCAAAAACAAACCAGCUAACUGCACACCACCCUGGGGAUAAUGUUCACGUGGCCACUGGAUGCCUUGCGCAUGUUGAUCCUUCACAAUCUACCAAGGAUUCGAGCAAGCAUUUUGUUUCCUUUGCCUCUGUUAAGAGAUGGCAGGACCGCUUGCAGUUCCAGGCUUGCUGUGCAUCCAUUAUGUGUGUGCGCGUGGGGGAAAUUGCUCCAAGUGCUGCUGUUUUGUUGUUUUGUACAGCUCAGCUUCGUCAGUGAGUGCCGAUGCCUUGCAAAGAUUUAACAUCCGAUAUAAAAUAUUAAUACUGUAUGGCUGCUGCUUCUAGCAAGCUGCAUCUUGCACAGCAGGAGAACUGGGAGCCAGCCAGCAGAAGUUUCUGCUGCAGAAUCUGCUUCUUUGGAUUUGACAUUUUUAUUUUAAAAAAUCUCUAGAAAAGAGAAAUGUUACCAUAAUGCCUAGUAAUCAAUUGCAGGGUAAACAUCCCUUGUUGUAGGCUAUUACCAGCAUGACAAUUGUAACUAAUGAAAGCAAUAAUAAUAUUUUAUAGCAGGCAUUAGCUCUGUCUUUGGUCACUUUGGGAGGAAAGGCAUGAUGCAGUAUUUCUCAUAGCUAUACUAAAAUUAAUAUAGGGUGGUGGUCAACAAACUAUGCGCUGGCACACUGGUCCUCAAAGGGUGUGGUGCACCACACUGGCAUGGCAGGAGAGGAUGGCAAGUGUGGCAGGAAGAUUCAAGGACAAUCAAAGAAAUAUUUAAACAUUUCAUUAUGGCAUGGUAUGGUUGUUGAGCGUAUUGGUCACCCGUUCUCAGAAAACUGUCUUCAUGAGUUUCUGCAUGUAAGAUGAGCCCAAGGCGAUUCUCCGGGACCCUCUAAGUGUCCCUAUUUUCCAGGGACAGUCCCAGAUUUACAGAAGCUGUCUCAGUUUCUGAUUUGAUCCCAGAAUGUCCUGCUUUUCCUUAGGACGCCCCUAUUUUCAUUGGGGGUGGGGGUGGGAGGAGAUAUGCAGUUUUGCGAACCCUGAGCCAAGGAGAUAAGUAACUAUACAACCUUUAGAAGACAUCUGAAGGCAGCUCUGUAGAAGGAAGUUCUUAAUUGUUUUAUUAUGGUUUUUUUAUAUGUUGGAAGCUGCCUAGAGUGGCUGUGGCAACCCAGUAAGAUGGGCAGGGUUGUUUAUUAUUAUUAUUAUUAUUGACGUCCCUAUUUUCAUUGGAGAAAUGUUGGAAGGUAUGUUCUCCCCACGUCUCCUCUCACCAUGCGCAUGCCCUUUGCCAUCCCCAAAUCUGCUGAGGAAGCUUGUCAAGGGGGAACCCAGAACACAUUUAGCGGGAAUGCCAGGACUGCAGGAAGGAAAUGGUUCUGUCAUGCGAGGAAAAAUCCUCACACUACCGGAAUGUUCACCUUAGCACUAUGUUGAAUGAAACCAGUGUUCUAUUAAUAUAAUAAUAAAACAGCAGGCUAUAUGCAGUAAUGGUUGCGAAUGUUGAACUCUACUGGUAUAAUGAAUGGGUCUGUGCUGAAUUGUCACAGAGCAUGCUUUUCACAAAGGACUAUGUCAGGAGGUGCAGUGCUUCCCUCGAACAAAAAAAGAGCCUUUUCUUGCAAAAUCCCGAUCCCUUCCUCCCUGCGUCUUCUCCACCCUUUGCAAAACGCUUGCAUCUGAGGCAGAGAGCAUCUCCGGCCACGUUUUUGUGGAUAGCCUCCUUUUUUAAAAUGUUCGGUGAAAGUAUAUUAAAGGAGGCAGUACAUAGCAGCAUUGGGAGAGUGACCUUCCACUUCUGGCUUGCCAAGAGAAAGGGGAGCAUCGCGUUGCAGAGGAACUUCUUCAAAAUAGUGACUUGCCUAAUCACAAACUGGACGUUGGCUCGCAGAGAGAUCUGAAUGAGCAAGCUGGCGUUCCCAGGAAUGCUUUGUGCAAGUGAGGAAACCUAGCACACCAAAUAGGAAGCUGCUUUCUACUGGGCCAUGGGUCCUUCUAACUCAAGAUUGACAACACAGGAGCUUUCAAGGCUUCCAGCAGGAGUCCGUCCUUCUAGCCCUACCUGGAAAUGCCAGGGACUGACCCUGGAAUCUUCUGGAUGCAAAGCUAAGACUGAGCCACAGCCCCAUCCACCCUCCAUACACUGGCCUUUCCCCAAAUUGGCAGGAGGGGGGCCUUUAAUGUGAAAGGAGAGUAGCACAGGUUAUCUCCAUUAUUUCUUUUUCAUACCUGUGAAUGCGUUAUAAUGGAAACACUUCCAUAUGGGCUUUGAUAUGGCACAAUGUUUGCAUGGGGUGAUGGAAUUGGGAAUGGGAAACAAAACGAACCCUGAGAACCAUUUUAUUUAAGCCGUGUGAGAUCUCUCAAUGCCAGAGAGGGUGUGUAGAUGUGUGGGUGCUACAGAAACACUGUUGAUUUUGUAAAGGUCUCCUCCCUGUGUGUGGAUAUCAUUUCUGUUGGGUGGAGAUUUUGGCUAGAUUUCAGGGAGACGUUGCAAUCCACCCACUGGGAACUUCUACCUGUUGUCUAAGUAAUGAUAACAGUAAUAGUAAUAAUACAAGAGUACCUAAGGACCUUGUACAUUAUCAACAGCUGGUUUUCUGGCUUAAAAGUAUGCAAUCACUUUGCAUGCCCCAUUCAGUGACGGAAAAGGAAAAGAAAACCUUUGCUACUGCAAAUACUCAUUCUCUUCCCACACAAGCUGCACACCCGCUUCCUACUCUAUUCUUUUCCUUUGUGGCAGGCAGAACGAGUGCAGACCUGAAAUGUUGCCCAGACCUUAAAGCCUGUAAACAAGUCUGUAUCUUGUGUUUUCAGUAUGACAGGGCAUAUCAAGAUCUGAAAAGAUUUUCCAAAAAUGGAGAUAAUUUCUGCAAGCAACUCAUGUCUAUUCUUCAGCAGAGGUAUGUAUGUGUCCCCUCAACCUGGUAGACUUCAAUUUCCCUUGUUUGCUCAGAUAGCAAAUUAUUUUCUCCACAUGGUAUGUGUGUGCUGGUGGAGGGAGCAGGGAGAGAGUUACUGUUCUCUGGAACAGACUUCUAUAAUACAAGGCUGCUUAUCAUUUCCUCCCUGCAUGUUUGAACAGUUUCUGUAAGGCUUGGUCUGAUGCCACUUGAAAUAUAACUUGCUCAUCCAGUAAUUACUAGGGUGGCUGCUGGAAUGUGAAGAAGGGGAGUGGAGAAAAGGUCUAAUAGCAAGGACCAGCUUCAAGGUAGCAUAUACGUGGAUUUUCUUCCUUUGGCCUGAUGAUGAGCUCAGUGGGAUGUAACCCUAAACCAUGGUUUUUUCAUGGUUCAGACAAGUAGUGUAGGUGAACCUUGGGUUUAUGUGCCUCCUCCUUCCGGACAGCCACACAGAGGAAUUUGAAAGCUUUCCCCCUUUUUGGUUAAGCACAGGUUGCUACGUCAUCUGAACCAGGUAAACUGUGGUAACCAUAAUUAUAGUUUGUUUAAACAAGCCAACGUGAAGCCAUGGUACAUUUCAACAAACCACUGUUAACAGGAGUUCAGCAUGCUGUCCAAACCCUAAACUGUGGUUAAUCUAAAACAGAAGUAGAAGCUGCUGAUCCCCUUGCAAGCUACACCAGUGAGAAGUGGGGAGUGAGGAGUUUGCAAGCCCAAGGCUCGCUGCAGCUCAUCCCCAUAACACGAAACCAUUGUUUAAUGUUAGGUGUGAACUUUUUGCUUUGACCUAAAGCAGGCAAGCCUUCAUAGAUUGUGCAAAGUCCAAUUCUACCCUGGAUUCCCUUGAAUGCAGCAAAUAUGGUGAUUAUAUAUAUAUAAGACUUGUGCUUCUGGAGCAACACUGGCUUUUGCCUCCCACAAGAGUCCUGACUAACCCAAAAUAAAAGCAACAAGCAUGGCUGGGAAGGGGGAAGAGGCAAGAGGAGGGAGUGGGAAUGGAGAUACUUUGCUCCUGCUGACAUCCGAAGUGUUGGAGCAGCACCCUUGAAAAAGAGUGGUGUGGAAUAGUCUACUGGAUGAUCCCAAAUAACUUAAAUGCAGUGCAGACUGAGAGGUGCCCAGUUAUAGGUAAGAGUCCCUCAUAUGGACUUUAGCUCUUAACGUAGAGGGUAAUCUCAUUAAGGACAGGGCUGGGUGGACAGGACAUUAAGUGUUAAUUAACUCAGGUACUGGGCCAUUGCACACAUAUCAACACACAUUUCCUAACUCCUUGUGGCAGAAUGUCCCCCCAAGGUCUCUGGGUGAUUGGGAUGUUCCUUAUGCAGAAAGGGGAAGGCUGUUUCACAGGAAAACAUAAAUGUAGGCUUCACCCAGUUACUGUGAAAAGGAGUUUGCUGGAGGUUACCGUACUGUCACUGCCCUUUGACCAGGUCAUCCUUAAACAGGGCUAUCUAUUUGCAUUUUAUAAGGAAGAAGUUCCAGGGAUUCCUUAGGCUUGCGCUUACCCAGUCCAUUAUGCACACUGGUUAAUCUGGAGAAAUUCACCUGCACAGCAACUGCAGCAGAGAGGAUAUUUGGCGGGAACCACUAGAGAUUCCUCUAACAGGAUCACAUUUGGCUUGAACUUCCAUAGCCCUACUUGGCUUAAACAACAGCGGCUUCCUCUGAUGCCUUUCUGGAGUUUCCCAUUAAUUGAAAUGUUCAGUUUGUGAUCUAUGCGUCUGCCUGCAGUUCUGACACACGUUUGGUUAUGUAAACCUAAUCAGAGGACUCAGCUACAUUGGCAAAGAAAAAAUGCAUUUGCUUUACAUGCAUUCUAACACUGUGACACCAGAUCGCACUGUGGAGUUCCAUACAAAGUUUGCAACGCAUUUAACUGCAGCGCUUUUUUGAUGUGUCUAGAUCCAGCCAGAGUAGACUUUUGCACUGGUUCUGACAGGCCAACCAGUGUGAAACUAACUUCUAUUGCAGUGGAGCCACCUGUAAGCAAGAGGGGAGACCUUCAGCAGGCAAGGGUCCAGAGACAGAAAGGGGAAAGUAGGGGAGGCAAACCCCUGAGCUCUGGCUAACUAAGCAAUUCAGUAGAGUGAUGUGCAUCAAAGUGAUUUUCAAUGAAGUGAUGCUCAACAGGGUGGAUCUGGGGAGCCAGAACCCACACAAGUGAUCCAGCAAAUGAUUUCAUAGUGGAACUGAGUAACCAGAUCCUGAAACCAGAAAUAUUGUUGCUUUGAAGCCUGGAGUUUUUGCACUCUCGUAAACAAAAGCCUCAAAGGAAAUUCCAGCAUUGAUUGGAUCAUGGAGGUGUCAUCCCUAUUUCCUGUACCUGAUAUAGAUAGGUCAUGCAGGUCAGAGAUAAAGGAUUCUCUUUCGUGGAGACAGGUGGUGGUAUUCACCUAAUCUAGGCCCGAUUAGGCCUAGAUUUGAACAACAGGCUCCUCUCCCAAGGGCCACAAUAUUGCAUUAAUUUUGGAUUUCAUUGAUUGGAUUGCCAAAAGCCACAUCCUGCGCGUAUGACUGGUUACCUUGCCUCUACUAAGGUGACCAACUUGAUUCACCAGGUUGCCUUUUUUUUCUGGAUCGUGCCCCGAUUUAGCAGUCAUAUUGUUCCUGCAAUUGCUAUUGAUUUUGUAAAGUCACAAACAGAGUUUCGGAAGAUUUACUAAGACACAUUUCACCCAAGGGGGAAGGCUGGGAGGAAGGCUUUUAGCUCUAACUUGUUAUUUCAUCCUGAAAACCUAAUUCAUUUUACUGUCAGAUAUUCUGAGUAGAGAGCAAGGAUUUCAUUAGCUGUGCAUUCCAAAGAGAAAUUGCCAUUCCAUAGAAGAUUUGCCUUGCAUCUUAAACCUCAAGGCUCCCCUUUCUAGGAGACACCUUUUUGAAAGUAAUUCUUUUCUAAAUAUGAUGAAAUGCUUUACCACUUAUGCAGUAGGACAAGUGAAAUUCGGGCACACACAAAAACCCCUCAAUUCUCUUCCUUUUUUACAAGCUUGGGAUAUCAUCAUUACUUCCAUGCUACUUGGAUAAUAAAAUAUGACAUUUGUCAUGAGAUGAACUACAUUAAAUCACGUCGGUGGGUGAUAAAUUUACCUUGUGAACAUAUAAGCAUCAUCAGCUGUUCUGAUUCUUUUGCAUGGCAAUGAAAAGAAUGGAAACUUCUGCCUAUGAAGUGUGCGGUCUACCAAGCGAUGGUUGCCUCCCCGAAUAUUUAUUUGGUGCCCCUUUGAUUAAUGCUGGGGUCUCCAACCUUUUCGGAAUUUUGAGAAAGUGCCUUGGGUGCCAGCCACAAAAUGGCUGCAGUGGGGAUGUGGCUUAAACACAAAAUGGCUGCCGCAUCUAAAGAGCUGGAAAAUAGGACCACAAAAUGGUGUGAGCAUGCCAUCCCUCGGUCAAUGGGAGCCAAGGAAGCACCUACAUCAGUCAUCGCCACACUCCCAGAGAAAAGCUAUUUGCGCCACUUCCUUCAGAACAGAAGGGAUGGAAGUAAUCAAAUUAUUACCUUCAGUCAAAUGUGGGCAUGUUUAAGGAGACUUGGGGCAAGCAGGAGCGGAGCAGGAAGAGCAAACAGUCUCUCUUUUUUUAAAAAAAUUAAUAUUUAUUAAAUUUUAAAGGGUUACAAAAAGAAAAAAUUAAAAAACAGCAUAUUUAAGAAAUACAAAACAUCACAUCACAUCACAAUAAUAGAAAAAAGAAGCAAGAAGAAAAAAAGAAAGAAAAGAAAAAGGAAAAAAAGAGAAAAUACAAUAAAUCUUCCCAUAUCUUAUCUUUCAUUUGCUUAUUUCCUUGACCUCCUCACACCUCCCUUUUUUGUAUUCUAGCUCAAUUAACUAUUUCAGCAAAUCCUUUCCCUCCCUUCCAGUUUUUGUCCUCUAUUUUAUCUUAAUAUAAUGUAACUUUACUUUCCCUCCUUCACCGUUUAGCAAUCUAUUUUUUCCUUAAUCCUUUAUAACAUUUCUGCUAAAACCGCAUUAUUUCAUUCCAACAUCCUUCUAACAUUCCUUAAUUUUACAAUGUUUCUGUAAAUAAACUUUAAAUUUCUUCCAAUCUUCUUCCACCAACUCUUCUCCCUGGUCUCGGAUUCUGCCAGUCAUUUCCGCCAGUUCCAUGUAGUCCAUCACCUUCAUCUGCCAUUCUUCCCGGGUGGGUAGAUCUUGUGUCUUCCAAUACCUCGCGAUGAGUAUUCUUGCUGCUGUUGUGGCAUACAUAAAAAAGCUUCUAUCCUUUUUUGGCACCAAUUGGCCGACCAUGCCCAGGAGAAAGGCCUCUGGUUUCUUCAGAAAGGUAUAUUUAAAUACCUUUUUCAUUUCAUUAUAAAUCAUCUCCCAGAAUGUCUUAAUCCUUGGGCAUGUCCACCAAAGGUGAAAAAAUGUGCCUUCAGUCUUUUUACAUUUCCAACAUUUAUUAUCGGGCAAAUGAUAUAUUUUUGCAAGCUUGACUGGUGUCAUGUACCACCUGUAAAUCAUUUUCAUUAUAUUCUCUCUUAAGGCAUUGCAUGCCGUAAACCUCAUACCUGUGGUCCAUAACUGUUCCCAGUCAGCCAUCAUAAUAUUAUGUCCUACAUCUUGUGCCCAUUUAAUCAUAGUUGAUUUCACAGUUUCAUCCUGAGUAUUCCAUUUCAGCAGCAAGUUAUACAUUCUUGACAAGUUCUUAGUUUUGGGAUCUAACAGUUCUGUUUCCAAUUUUGAUUUUUCCACCUGGAAGCCAAUUUUUUUAUCCAAAUUGUACGCCUCCAUUAUUUGAUAAUAAUGGAGCCAAUCUCGCACUCUAUUUUUUAGUUUUUCAAAACUCUGCAAUUUUAAUCUGUCUCCCUCUUGUUCCAAAAUUUCCCAAUAUUUCGGCCAAUUGGCCUCCAUACUGAGCUUUUUCUGAGCCUUCACUUCCAUUGGUGACAGCCACCUUGGGGUUUUAUUUUCAAGGAAGUCCUUCUAUCUUAUCCAGACAUUAAACAGUGCUUUUCUGACAAUAUGGUUUUUAAACGCUUUAUGUGCUUUAAUCUUAUCAUACCACAAAUAUGCAUGCCACCCAAAUACGUUGUUAAAACCUUCUAGGUCCAGCACAUCAGUGUUUUCAAGAAGCAGCCAUUCUCUCGGCCAACAAAACGCGGCCGAUUCAUAAUAAAGUUUAAGGUCUGGCAGGGCAAAUCCACCUCUUUCUUUAGCAUCGGUUAAUAUCUUAAAUUUUAUUCGAGGCUUCUUGGAUAAAAUUUUGGAUAAAAUGGAUUGUUUCAAGAAGUGGCAGAGAGAUAUUUCUAGAUUUGUCUGGCAGGGCAAGAAGGAAGAACAAACAGUCUCAUGUGUAUUGUGGAUUUUUGAAGGGAGAUUUACUGAGACCUUUUUGAGGGCAUCGCACAAGGUACUGGUGGGCUCACUGGUGCCCACAGGCACUGUGUUGGUGACCAGUGUUAUUGCUUGCAUGGUGUAUGUGUGAAUGAGCCAUUGCAGAUUAGGCAGUGCACAAAUACAAUGUUCAUUUCACCUCAAAAGACAAUGCACUUCAGUGAAGUCAGUUUGAACAUUUAAUUGCAUGCUAUUAAAUGAUGUGCAAGAAGUCGAUUUAGGUACAGUACAUGUAUGAACCAGUGCAGAAAACAGAUCCACUUGUGCACACAUUUCACCUUAAUGCGCCAUUUCUGCACCAGAGAAUUGGAAAGCUUGUCAUUUGAGCUCAUUGUUUUUCAUUACAUGUCAGGCCUUGUCCUCCGGUUUCUCUGCUAUCCAUGCCCUGCCACACCCCUCAUUUGAAGAGCAUCGAUUGAUAAAUCAAAUUCUAAUAAAAGCCAGCAAGAGUGGCUGAGUAUUGCUAAAUAAUUUUCUUGGGUAAAUUACAUGAAUGUUGAAGGCAAACAGGACAUAACUGAUUCAUGAUGGUGCAUUAGCAGAGCACUUAGGAGUGGUUAUGGCACUGCUGAGUGACGUGAAUUGUGGGUCAGCAUGGAAGAGUAAGAAUAUACUUCCAAAAUGACAGAUCAUUGCUGUCGAGAUACAAGGAGCUGCUUGCAUCAUGACCUCUGGUUUCCUUGUUGGCAGGGCUGAUUUGGAGAUCACAUAUGGCAAAGGGCUGGAUAAACUGGCCCACAAGCUCACCAAAGCGUUGGGCAAAAUGAAGGUCAGGUAAGUGACAUCAGUUCCCACCUAGAACCCAGUUGCUCUGAUAGGGUUUUCUUUUUCUUUUGUCAUGGAAAGUUGUAGUCUAGAGCCCUGGGCGUACAUGAGGCUCCCAUUGCUUCCUAUGGCAGAUGGAGCUCCAGAAGUGUACCUGGUCCUUUGCCCUUCUGUGCCCAACAAUGGAAACCCCUUGCUCAACAAAAGGUCUGCCUUCCUGGCAGCCAUACUUACAAUAUGCUGCCUUCUGAGCUAGGCAUAUGUAUUGAGGGGAUGCUGCCACAUAGAUGCUGCUGCCACAUUCUCAAUAAUAGAAUGGGGGGGGGAGGUCAGUGGAAUCCCCAACAUCUAAUAGAAUGGGGCAGCUGUUCCCAGGUUUGUCUUUUCUCUAAAAUGACUGGCACAAGUUUAAAGUCAUCUUCUGUGUUUUUAAGGUGGCAGUGGCUUGCUGAACAGCUGCAAUUCCUCUUGCAAAACAACCGUUGUGGAUUGAGUUUGAUCCCCAGUUAGUUGCACAAAAUGGCAUCCUAUGUAAAUCUCCAUGCAGAACUGUUAAAAUGUAUUGUGUCUGAGAUCAGAUUUUUAGCAGACGUGUUGAAGUAAGAAUAAAUGUGUAUACUAUAUUUCCUUUUUCCUCCCCCCCCUUUUUUUUGUUUGGUCUCCAUUCAGUUAUAUUUGCAGUGCCUGGCAAUGUGUUUCUGAAGGGAUGAAAUCUGCCUCCGAUUUGCACAAGUAAGUACAGUCUGGUCCAUUAUUCAAAGUCCACUGAGAGCUGGGAGGGUUUUAAAACUUGUACAAUCAACAUGGCAGUUUUUAUUGCCUACUCUGGGAUUGCAUGGAGAAUAUUUACUGCAUUUCCCUCGGCGGUUGUCUAGCAAAUAAUUUUUCGGAAGGCAAAUGUUAAUGCAGCAGGUGUAUAUGUUUUAUGUUCUGUGCCCAGGAAACUUGGCAAAGCCAUUCAGAUGGAAGCUAUAAGUCCAACAAAUCACGUCCUGGAGGAGCAUGAGAAGAGGAAAAAAGCAGUGAGUUCAAAUAACCUUGCUUUUCUGAUGAUCUGGUGCAAUGUCUGUGCAGGUGAUGAUGCAUAAUGCACAAAGUUCUGUUUCUAAGUAAGGCUGCAGUUCUGCAUCGUUAAAGUCAAUGGCUUCUGAUUGCUGGUGGCUUCUGGUUGCGUCAGCAGGAGCAGGAUCACAACCUAAGUCUAUGAGGAUUUGGUUUUGCAAAGGGCCUCUUACCAAUCUGGUGUGAUGCUAAUAUUAUUGUCCGCUUGCGCUAAAUAUAUAUAUAUAUGUGUGUGUGUGUGUGUGUGUGUGUAUGUAUAUAUAUAUAUAUAUAUAUUUCCUUUAAAAUCUUUAGAUUCCGACUUUCCUUAAAAGGCCCAAUCUGGCUAGAUUUUCUUAGGCUGUACAUUGAUAAUGGAACAAAGCCAUAUUGUCUCACCCCUCAUAUACCCAAUCCAUCACUGUGCUCUGCAGGAUACCAUCUUAAUAGAAGAUCCAUUCCAGACCUUUGGAUUUCCCUCCUGUUACAUAUUAGGCAGGAACUAUCUCUGUUGAAAGACCUUCCUCUUUCAACAAGUUAAGAUCUGUACUGUACAUGUAUCUGUACUAGAACCAUUUUUAUAUAUGGAAUUGUCUUUCAAGUGUUUGCAUUUAUUUUUAUAUAGGUAACUGCUUUUAAUUGUUUUUUGCACUUCGAUGUCUCAUGGUUGUUUGUUUUUUUAUAUAAUUGUACAUUUUAUGGUUGUAGCCUCCCCGGGGAUCUUAUGGUUAAGGACAGAGGAGAAAUCAAAUAAAUAAAUAAGCAAGCAAGCAAGCAAGCAAGCAAGCAAGCAAUGAUAUGCUUCUCAAAUGUCAUUGUGUUUCUCUUCCAUAAGCUAGAUAAUACAGUUGUGAAGGCAGCAGACCUGGUGACUGGCAACUGGCGCCAACAAAUAAAGGCAAGUUUCCAUUUUUCGUCGUUGCAAAGGUACCAAGUCAAGAUCAACCCCAGGAAACUCUUCCGCGUCCCGUUGAAUUCAGCUACGCGAAGGGGGCUAAGAAGUGCUUGAUUAGAUUAUGUACCAUGGUUUGAAAUAAAAGGCAUUGGUUAGCUAUGCUAGAAUGCAGAUAUAGAGGGAGUUUGAAAAACCAUCUAUGGAGAGGAAAGGCAGCCCCAUGUGGUAUCAUCUGUAUGAGCCUUAAACAGCAAAGGAUAUGAUCUAUAGGCUAAAUGGAGCAUAGGAAGCUUCCUUACACUAGCCACUGGUCCAUCUAACUCUAUAUUGCCUACACUGACUGGCAGUGGCUCUCCAGAGCUUCACAAAUGAAUCUUUAGUUGUCCUACCAUGAUUGAAGAUGGGUCCUUUUGCAUGGAAAAAAAAAAGUCUUCUUCCACUUGGCUAUAGAACUUUCUCCUUCCCCUCACUCCCAAUGGAACAACAAAGCUGUGUACCGUUUUUGUGGUGCAAGGCACCUUCCUGUGCUUCUAUCAACUACAAAGGUAUCCAGCACCCAAAGUUUCGCUUGCAGGCAUUUGAAACUGUAUAGAUCUGUGGUGCCCAUCUUUGCUGUUCCAGACCAGAUCAACAAAGUUAAAAAUGAUUGUGUGUGUGUACAUGUUUGGAAGUAGUUUCUGGUCGCAUCCACUCUAUGAAUUUAAAGCACAUGGCUUCCUUCAAAGAAUCCUGAGAACUUCAAUUUGAGGGGGUGCCUGGAAUUGUGGUUCUGUGAGGAGGGAACUACAAUUCCCAGGAUUCUUUGGGAGGAAGCCAUGUGCUUUAAAAGCACGGUGUGGAUGUGACCUCUGUGACACAGAUGAAGAAGAUACAUACUUCCCAGGAAUUCCAGCCCAGGUUGCUGUUGGUGAGCCUCUGCAGAUCUGUUUGCUGCAACUGAAUCUCAGUGGAGGUCUUUAGAUCAACACCAUUUGUGGAGCUUACAAACACAAGGAUUACUUUAUGUGUUCAAGAGCAGCUAGUAACUGAAUGCAGCAUAAUGAGAAGCCAUCACUUGUCGUCUGCCUGAUGAGAUCUUCUUUGCACCAUACGCCGCGCUCGCCAUUCCAAGACAAUGACAUCUUACCCACUGUCAGAGUCGCGCCCUAACCCCUUCCGUCAGUGAAAGACGAGUCUGGGCAGAGAACAAUAAUCACAACAUCAAAUAAUAAAUUGUCUAUGAGGUAUCCCUACUCAGUUUGAUCCCCAGCUCAGCUUGAAAAAUAUGCAGUUCCCCUCACAUCUCAAUUGAUUUCUGUGUGUUUGGUGGCAGGCCAAGAAGAAAUUAAAGGAGCUAACCAAGAACCACGAAGCGCUCUUCCGCGAAACAGAGAGCUCCCAAGCACUGGCUUCACCAAAGACCAAAAGGAAGGUAAAUCUUCAGACAGGUGCUUGCCUCUUGGGUUUCUACACAGCCAGAUUACCUGCCUGCAACCAUGUGGGUUGUGUGUAAGAGAAUGGGUGUCCCCAGGAAAAUUCCCAGUGUCCCCUGGGCCAAGAGCAUUAGGUCACAUGAUGCAGUGCAAUCUCCUCCACAGUAGAAGCUAAGGUAGUUGACAAAUCAUGAAGACAGUGUGGUGGCAUGGUUAGAGGGCUGGACUACGUCCAGAGAGGCCCAGAUUCCAUACACUCCCAACAUUUCUCUGAUGAAAAUUGGGACAUCCAAUUUUUUAAAUAAUAAUCAUAAUAAUAUAGUACCCCACCCAUCUGACAGGGUAGCCCCGACCACUCUGGAUGGCAUCCAACAUACGUAUAUAAAAACAUCCUGAAACAUUAAUUAUAAGAAUAUAAGUUUACCACUUCUUUUCACUAUCCUCCCUCCUUUCUUCUUCCCCAAUCAAAUCCAUGCUUGAUGGUGAAGCUCCGUACAUGACCUUGGGUCAGUUACUAUCUCUCUCCCCAGCUUAUCUCAUAGGGUUAUUAUGAGGAGAAAAUGGUGGACAAGAGCCAUGUGUGAGGUUAUUGAAUUGAACGUUGGGCUAUAAAAGUAGUAACGAUAAUAACAGCCUACUUUUCUGAAGCAUUGGUCCUGCCAGGCUGCUAGAUAAAAUGACAAGAGUCAAUCUAUUAGGUGUCUUUGAGGGGAGAGGGUGACUUUAAGCAUUGUGAAGCAAAGACUCAUGAUUUGCUACACACAAAACAGAGUUUUCUGUAUGUUGUCAUGCACAUAGCACGCUGUUAAGCUGUUGGCCUUACCUCUCCUGACCUCACAGGUGCAUAAAUAGAAGAUAAUUUGCCCCUGCCAACACGGCUAUGAGAACAAUGCCUCUGGUGAGAUAAGUCAAUCAUAUUUCUCUUUUUUUAAACAACUUGCAUUUAUAUUUUCAUUUCAGUUGCUCAGAAACCUGGAAAAAUCUGCGACGAAACUGGGAAAGGACGAUGAAGAUUACUAUGACAAGAAUCUAGCCGCCUGUAAAACUAGGUUGAAAUGGGAAAGCACUUUAGAAAAUUGCCACCAGGCAAGUCGUUUGAGGUUCUUUUCUUGUGCUGUUGUACAUUUUCAUUCUGACACUUCCCCUUGAAUAUAAACAAGCCUCAUUUCUGCACUGCCAUCCAUUUUUUAUUUUGAUUUGCAAUUCAGUGAGAACAGUGAGGUACCUCCUGAUUUACAGCUGUGUGUUCGAGAAGGGAAAAGGGGGUGGGGAAUCAAGGUCCUGGGAGCAGAGGCCUACUCUUUGAAGCUAUAAACAUUAAAGGGAGGAACUGCAGCUCAAGAUUUGAGCACAUGUUCUGCAAGCAGGACGGUUCCAGGUUGAGUUCCCCAACUCUACAACUAGAAAGGCCUCAGGCUGGAGCCAGUUAGAGUAGACGACCCCAGGUGAAUCAGACCAGAACUCGGAGGUAUGUCCAAGAUUCCAUCUCUGGCAUCUCUCCAGAGAAGGCUGUAUAAAACCCCGGAGCACUGCUGACUUGGCAUAUCCUCAGAACGACACAGCUUCAUAAGUUUGUGCAUGCAUUUGUCACCCCAUGCUAGCAUAGCAAAUCGCCCCAGGGAAUAAAAAAGUCAGUCCUGCAAUAUCCACUGGAAUUGCUUGAUGAUGAUGACGAUGAUGAUGAUUGUGGCGUUCGUAUGGAGCCCCCGGUCGUCUCACGGACUAUUGACCCGUACACCACUAAUCCGCUGCCACCAACCAGGUCCUCCCCGGUAAAUCACUUAGUCUCAGUUAUGUUCUCAAAUUAACAAAGAAGAGUGUAGUUUAUUUCAGACACAAACAAACUUUAACUGCAUUCCAAACCUUGUUACUCUUUACCUUCUUAGUCCUGUCUCUAUCUCUUCUACCUCCCCUCACACAAGAAUCCACUACACUAACUGUCUCUCUAUUUCCAACUGCCUGCCAACUGCUUUUCCAACUGCCUUUCCCAACCAACCAACCCACUAAAACCAACCAACUACCCACCAACAACUAAUUCAAACCUCGGGCUAAGCCCUUUUAUAUACAGGUAGGCUCCGCCUCUGGCUUUCCUAUUGGUUUACAUUUUAACCCCUUCUCUCCCCCCUGUACAGACAUUUUUCAAAUGAACGAGCAAAUGCUAGCAUAGCAAAUCGUCCUAGGGAAUAAGAAAGUCAGUCCUGCAACAUCCACUGGAAUUGCUUGAUGAUGAUGAUUUUGUUAUUUAUGUCCCGCCUAUCUGGCUGGGUUUCCCCUGCUUCUCUGGGGCUGCUUAUACUUCCUAGUUUCUUAAGGGAAGAUACCCUUUGGUACCAGUACACCAGGCCAUUUAAUCUAGCCUUGAAAUUGCUUGAUUCUCACCCAUCUCAAAAGGGUGGAGGCUCACACAGAGCCCCAGUUUGCACCUAACCGUAAGUGAAGCUUAUGAAGAAGCAAACAUUUGGGCUCUUGGAGAGGAAAUCCCAGCCUCUUUGCUAGUGAUCCCUGGUCAUUUUGCUGCUGCGUUGAGCUCAGCUGUACUUUGGCCUAGUGUGUUGCCUGGGGGUGGAAAACAGCACUCACUGCCAUGACUAUGACACGGCUUGGGAGGAGAGAGGCUCAGAAGCGUCAUUGAAUGUGACCCAUGGGGUCAGUGUGGACGUUUACCCCCCAUGGCAAAAUUUGUAGAUCCAACAAAGCCGCAACAUCUGGUUUGUCAUAGACAACGUUAUAAUCUGACUUGAAACGUAAUGAAAUAUAAUUCAUCAAAGUGGCUUUUUAAAGAAACACCAUCCCACCCCCCCAAAAAGCACCAGUAUCAACAGAUUGGCCGUAAAUUUCAUACUCAAUCAUUUCUUUUCUAGAAGCAGAAAUUUAAUUAAAUGCUGUUAAGCAUCACCACCUCCACAGAGUUACUGUAUUUUUAAUCACAUGCUGAGUUCUGCUCCAAGCCUUUUAGCAUUCUUCAGCUAAAGGAACACCUACAUAAAAGAGUCGAAGGGUGCAAUGCAGCCAAAGCAAAACACUUUUAAACCCAUUUGAUUUCAGUGGAGGGAGAAUCAUGUGCUUCACAUGUGUGCCUAUGGCUGUUUGGGUGCACCCUUUCCACUCACGGGGGUCCUAAGUACCUGUGUGAUGUAAUGAGUAGGUUGAUAGUAGGGAUGCGGGUGGCACUGUGGUCUAAACCACUGAGCUUCUUGGGCUUGCCAAUCAGAAGGUUGGCAGUUUGAAUCCCCGCGACGGGGUGAGCUCCCAUUGCUCUUUCCCAGCUCCUGCCAACCUAGCAGUUCCAAAGCACGCCAGUGCAAGUAGAUAAAUAGGUACCCCUGCAGAAGGAAGGUAAAUGGCGUUUCCGUGCACUCUGGCUUCCAUCACUGUGUUCCGUUGCGCCAGAAGCAGUUUAGUCAUGCUGGCCUUGUGACCUGGAGAGCUGUCUGUGGACAAAUGCUGGCUCCCUCGACCUGAAAACGAGAUGAGUGCCGCAACCCCAUAUUCGCCUUUGACUGGACCUAACCAUCCAAGGGUCCUUUACUUUUACCUAGGUUGAUAGUACAGUGGUACCUCAGGUUACAUACGCUUCAGGUUACAGACUCCGCUAACCCAGAAAUAGUACCUUGGGUUAAGAACUUUGCUUCAGGAUGAGAACAGAAAUUGUGCAGCAGCGGCGCAGCAGCAGCAGGAGGCCCCAUUAGCUAAAGUGGUGCUUCAGAACAGUUUCAGGUUAAGAACGGACCUCUGGAACGAAUUAAGUUCUUAACCCGAGGUACCACUGUACUUAGAUUUCUGGCACAUGCACCUUUCUAGCACUUUAAAGUGUACAGCACAGAACAGAAUCCUCUGCAAAUUGAUUUUUUUUUUUUAGCAACCCACACCACAUAAAUACUGCUUGUACAAAUGGAUAAUUCCAGUGACCAAAAACCUGAGAGGUAUGGAUGAGAUGCUGGGAAAUUCAGACUUAAUACAUUUCAUUUCAUUUCACUUUUCAUUUGUAUACUGCCUUUCUAUUUACACAAGGCAGUUUACAACAACAAAAUAUUCAAGGUAGCACACCUUAUCUGAUCCAGUAAUGGAUUGUAAUUGGAGAUAAUGCAAAAUAUUUGAUGCAGUAAUAUUAGAAGCUAAGGUGGCAUCAGCAGUGGCAAAUGUGAAGUCAUUUAUUUGUAUUAAUUUGGUAUUGUAAUAAUUUGUGAAGAUUGGGUUGAAAUUCAGAAAAUCAAUAAAAAUAAUUGGCAAAAAGAAAUCUGAUCCAAUGCAAAGGUAAUAAGGAAUACAUAACUUUAAAAUAAGCAACUUAUGUCAAAUAAAGCAAUAUUCAACAAUCCUUUAGAAUAUAAUAGUACACAUAAAAUUAACUCUCAAAAUUUUAAGAGUAUGUUCAUUUGUACACGCAUGCGUGCGUGCACGCGCGCACACAUACAAGUUCAUAUAUUACCUCAAGAAGGUUUUGAGAGGCAAAUCACUACUUUCCUGGUUAGGGUUGCCAUAUUUUGAAGAGCAAAAAAGAGGACACAUUUGCCAACUUCUACUUUUAACUAUGGAUCACUAUAACUCUCAUUUUACAUACCCUGGAAAAAGAGGGUGUGUCCUGGGAAAAGAGGACAUAUGGCAACCCUAUCAGUCUCAGCAUCAGCUAAAGACUUGCCCAUUCAUCCAGGCUUUGGAGAGCUCCAGAUGACUCCUAGCGAACUGUAUUGUAUUGUUGCAGUAUGGGGGUUCUGAAAUGCCAUACCCACUUCUGUUUUUUUAAAAAAUUAUGUACAGUUGUACCUUGGUUUUUGAACGGAAUCCGUUCUGGAAGUCAGUUUGACUUCCGAAAAUGUUCGAAAACCAAGGCACAGCUUCUGAUUGGCUGCAGGGGCUUCCUGCAUGCAAUUGGAAGCCACAGAAGCCCCAUCGGACGUUUGGGUUCCAAAGAACGUUUGCAAACCGGAACACUCACUUCCACGCUUGAGUCGCAAGGCGUUUGACAACCAAGGUACAACUGUAUUUUGAUUUCAGUGUAUUUUCUGUUUGGUGUUGGGAUAGCUUUGUGUUGUUGUUUUCUUAUAUAAAUUUCUGUGGGGGGUUUUAAUGAAGAGCGUUCUGUAAAUGAAAUAGUAAGCAUAAAAUAAGAAUAAUAGUUCCAGCAUGACUAGAAACCAUGGGUGGAAAUUGCAGGGCAGGUUUUGGGGGACAUAUUAGGAACACUUUCUAUUGGUAAUGCUGUUCAGCAGUGGAGCAGAUUGUCUUGGGACGUGGCAGGUUCUCAAUUGCAGGAGCUAUUUUUGCAUAGUCUGGAUUGGGGACGGGGUUCCUCUGGUGGCUCUGUGUGCAGCAGACCAGUCUAAUCCUUGCAGAUUGCCCAUUUUGUAUGGUAAUGGCUUCCUCCCUUCCUUUCAACAGAGCAUCCUAGAACUCGAAAAGGAGCGACUGCAUCUUCUGUGCAAUACAUUAAAUUGUUACAGCCAGCAUCUUUCCAGUUUGGCACAGAACCUAAUUGCGGUAUGUAAUAUUACGAUUUUUCACCUCCAGUGGUUAGAAAGUUCGUUUUUAAAAAGGAACUGUUUCCAGUUCAAUAAAGUUGUUUUGCAAAAUGAACUGGUUCAGUUCCAGUUCAUCCAAAUGAACCUUUUAGUUCAUAAAAAGUUCAUCCUUGGCAUACAUUUUUUCAGCAUUCAGAAUGUUACCAGCCAAUAUGCUGAACCAAAGUCCAAAAGCAAAUCGGAGGCCACACACAAGUAAUAAGAUGUCUGACAGACAGAACGUAAGCAGGUUAAACUUUCCCCAUAAUUGUAUUUCCAUACUAGAAGACUUACUCUGUUUUAUUUCUGCCACCUACACAGCUGUUAGAGGCACAAAGCAUCACUGUUGCUAAGGAAUCAGAAAGAAGGAAUGUGAGGCAUUUCUCUCUUCUAACCUGAAUAGUUUGCAGCAAGAAGUACAGGUCCAAGAACAGGUGCAGGAAAUGCCUCACAUUCCUUCUGAUUCCUUAGCAACAGUGACUGACUUAGUGUCUUUAGCAACAGCCUAAUAAGCCUUAGACCAUUCCUGCCACAUUUAGCUUUGCAACUUUCUUUAGAAAUGUUUAGUUGAUUUUUUUAAAUCAACCUCCGGGCCUCCUGCUGGGGGAUGGCGAGGGCAAAAGUAAUGAACAUGAAGAUGAACUAUAAAUCAUUCAAAGUUCUAUCCCCAAACUGAACUUUAUUCACCUUUAGAACACCUGACAUUUACAAGUACUACUUUCAGGUGUAGUUCAGAGAUUUUUGAACUAGUUAGUGAACUUUGUUCAAUGGGACUAGUCCAUUCCAAGCGCUGUUCACUUCCAUCUAAAUACUAUUAGAACUUCUCUUCAUAUUGAAUCUUGUUUGUCCUGAUUCUAGUGCCACACAAGGCUUCAUAAUGCAGUCAGUGAAGUUGAUGCACACAAGGACACACAGAUGUUAGGAGAAGAAAUGUCUAUGCCUGCUACAGAGACCAAGCUGGAGCUGUUAUUAACAGACUAUUAUGUAAGUGCACUACUGAAAUGCUUGUCAUCAUGAUGGGCAAUGUUUGUAUGGCAAUAGGAGCUGCCUGCUAGGGCUGGGCGAUUUAUCGAUAUAUCGUCCAAACCCAGUUUGAAGUCCAUAUCGUGAUAUCGGUUUCAUAGUUUUUGACCUGGCAAUAUAUCGUGAAUAAGGAUGUUUGUGUGUGUGCUAUGCAAAAAUCACAAUGUAGGAAAAAGCAUGGAACCAACCAAUGCUUCUCUUGAUUCCUGCAGCCCGUUAGCUCUGCUGGCUCAGCUCUCCCCCGCUUCCUUCAGGGAGCAGCGAACCACAAGAGCAUUGGCCAGCGAAAACCACAUUGCAGUAAAAACUGAAGCCAGCCUGUGCCUCUACGUAGCUCCAUCCUUAUUUCAGACAUCGUAACAUAUCAGUAUAUCGCAAUGUUUAGCCAAUGCUAUUAUCAUGAUGUUGAAAGCAAAAUAUCGCCCAGUACUACUGACUGCUGUAGGAACCUCUGGAGGAAGUGUAAUGGCAUGCCUCUUGGUGCAUUCUGUGUAAACUAUAAAACUGAGAGCCAGCCACCCAGUGGUAGGCAGGUUUUGCUCUGAUUUCACCAGUGCCUAACUGCGGCACUUUACUUUCCCUGUCAGGGUGAAUGACACAAUUUGGCAGAAAGUAAAUGGGGGAAACAAUUAAUAUGGGAACUGAAUAGAUUUCUUGCCAUCCGUGAUCCCAUUUCUCAAGAUUGCUCCCAUCUGCAUACCUCCAGCCUCUUCUGCUCCUUAGGACUGCUCUUACCAUGUGUGUUGGCCCGUUCAAGUGUACGAUUAGCACACCAGUACUUUGGUGGCCCAGAUGGGCCUGCUGGCCCUGUAGUCCUGUGGUAGAGCAUCUGUAUUGCACAGGUUUAAUUUCUGGCAUCUCCAGCUAGGGAUGAGAAUGUCCCCUGUCUGCAAACCUGGACACCCUCAGCCAAUCAUUUGUGGGCAAAACUGAGCUAGAUCGUUCUAUGGUCUGACCUAGUACAGGGCAGCUUCUCAAGGUCCUAUGCUGGCAUGCUAACAUUGCAUAUGAAUAAACCAUGGUACGUGCAUUUUACUGUGACUGAGCACAAACGGAAUAUUCAGGCUUUACCCAUGGCCCACAUCUUGUAAAAAUCAGGAGUGUGUUGCAAGAGUGGGACAAAACAUUGAGAAGCGGUUUGUGUAUUAAUAAACAGAUACUAUGAAAAUAUUGAUCUACAGGUUUGUGAUUACCUGAACACUGUUUUGUUCUCUCUUGCAAUAAAUGCCAUUGUAACCAUGUUUAGCUCAUAAUGCAAGUUCUAAAUUAACACCCCAACUGUAGAGCAUCUGAAGCAGCCAGGCCACAUUCAAGAUCCUUAAAAGGGCUUGUAAUAUUUUGGCGCCACUGCUGUUUUUGCUUCACAAAGGACUGAUCACAAAUCAACGGGUGCUGCCAGUGCUUUAUCCACACAGAGGAAGCAGUUGACAUAAAUCAGAAACUAAGGUCCACAGAGCCAAAAGCCACAGCGGGUGCCUUCUUGACUAUUAUACUUUCUCCUGUAACUGUCUAUAUGGGGGAAUCCAACAUCAUGCAAUUACUAAGCUAUAAUACAAUAGCAACAGAGAGCUGCUUUUUCAGCACUGUCGCUUUGCAUGCCGCUUAAUCACAAGGUUUUAUUGGCACAGCAAUUAUGCUUAUGCACUGCAAAAGCACAAUAUGAUAAGCAGAACUGGAGUAUCCAAAUAAUGGAUCUGGAUAAGCUUAUUGUCUGUAACUAUUAUUAUUCAACUGAGCUGGGAACAUAUUUCAAUUUUUUAUGUGUCAAAGACUUUGCGGGGGAAACUAUAGGGCUGUGUUCACAUGUACACACACACACACACACUGGGCAAGCAUCAGAAUUCCAAGGUAAUUACCCUGUUCAUUAGUUUUGGGGGCCAGACAGAAUCAGAGGUGUGUUAAACCUUUCACUGAUUUUUAACGAACCUUCUUUCAAAUCAUCUUUCUGAUAAUAUCCAUGCUUGUGCAUAAUUUCAUAGAAUGUCUGCUUCUUCUGAUGUACCACCCUUGCUUUGUUGCACCAUAAAACUAACAUUUCAAGAUAAAGGGAAAGGAAGUUCUGCAAAAGUAACAUUUGUAUGCUACCUCACAUUGUUCUGUUACUAGAAAUGGCGAUUUGCCGAGCGACUCAUAAUAUUGCUGCAUGCGUGCAAUCAAAUUAUUUCAUAUUGAGAAUAAUAAUUUAGCACAAUCCAAUAUUGACUAAAUAACACUAUUUGAUAUAUUCUAACUGCAUUGCUUGGGGCCUGGAGACUUGAGUAGGGAUCAGGAAUUGAAAGUCCCAGGGCGAAUCUGUAAUAUUCUAAGUAGGACCAGCUUGCCCCAGUUGCCAGUGUGGAAGGCAAAAAGAUUGAGUGCAGGACAGUUGAUGCCUGUGGGCAACAGAACAUCCCAAUGUCUACUUUAGAAAGAUGUUGGGCCUGGUCUGCUACCUUUUACCACCUCUGCUAAGUGGCCCUCUCAGAAAACUAGAGUCUUGGACAGAAUAUACAGGUUAGUUUAGUGCUUGCUAAUCUCUACUGCCUUCACCUGUGAUUGCCAGAAUACCAUGAGACCCAUAAAUUCUGGCUGAUAGGACAUUCACCUUCCUUUACUAAGAAAAUGCUCUCGGGGUCUAAGUGCUUUGAUGGAUCUCUGCCUUGCCUUAGAAUCAGAGAAUUGUAGAGUUGGAAGGGACCACAAGGGACCAUGUAUUCCAGCUCCCUUGCAGUGCAGGAAUCUUUUGCCCAACUUGUGGCUCAAGCCCACAACCCUGAAAUUAAGAGUUGUAUGCUCUACCAACUGAGCUAUUGCCGCCAGUGUUGCUUUUUUUAAUCUGAGACUAAAUACUGAAACAUCUUGUGGUGCAUGAAGCCACAGUGAAGUCAACCAUGUUGUCACUUGGACUUGAUUUGUGCAGACCGUGCCAGUGUCAACACUCAAUGUGUGCUUGAGUUUAGAGUAGUACCAAAUGCAGGCUUCAUUGUACUUCUGCACUUCUAAUAAACACCUUCCUGCUUGGAUGCAUUUUUUCUUUUCCAUCUGCACUGCAUGUCUAAAACGUGGGUUUAUUUUCCUGCAAAAAGGAGGAAGAUGCUACGAGCCUCAUCGAAAAAGAGAGAAGACAGGCUUCCAUCAAAGCCAAAGUACUACGUGUUCAAAAGGACUUGGAGAAGGCGUUACAAGACAAAGCAGGUGCCUUGAAAUGCCGCCUGUAUGCCUUGAUAUAUUGAGUAUUACCAUUCAAUCCCUGACAUUGCUUCUAGAGAAAACUGGCCUAGACAAGAGUCCAUAGAUUGACAGACUAAAACCAAUUCCUCUGGAAUUGAAGACAAAUGUGCAAAUGUUCAAACCCUAACAAUGUGCAUUGUUAGCCCUUCAACACACAGCUUAUUUACCUAUAAAGGUAAAGGUACCCCUGCUCGUACGGGCCAGUCUUGACAGACUCUGGGGUUGUGUGCUCAUCUCACUCUAGAGGCCGGGAGCCAGCGCUGUCCGCAGACACUUCCGGGUCACGUGGCCAGUGUGACGAAGCUGCUCUGGCGAGCCAGAGCCGCACACGGAAACGCCGUUUACCUUCCGGCUAGUAAGCGGUCCCUAUUUAUCUACUUGCACCCGGGGGUGCUUUCGAACUGCUAGGUUGGCAGGCGCUGGGACCGAGCAACGGGAGCGCACCCCGCUGCGGGGAUUCGAACCGCUGACCAUGCAAUCGGCAAGUCCUAGGCGCUGAGGUUUAACCCACAGUGCGACCCGCGUCCCUGUUAUUUACCUAUACUUAUUUAUAAAACUUCUUACCUGCCCUUCAGCAUAAGAUUCCAGGGUGGAGUUACAAUAACAGAAUAUACAGUUAUAAAAACAGAUAAAACCAUUACAAUUAUAAUGCACACAAAAGCGUUCCAAAUGGAACAGUGCAGUGUACAAAACAGUAUGAGAUGGUUCCACAAAACAGCUUAAUUUUCAAAGAGCAGGGGAAAGAGAUCUCUUUAGCCCAAUGUGAGAGCUGUACAAUGAAGAUGCUAGAUACAUCUCCGUGGGGAGGUACAGUCGUACCUUGGUUGACAAACACUUUAGCUCCUGAAUGUGGGAAUGUUUAGGGAUGAGGGGGAGGAUAUAUUGUCUAAGAUAUCCUAUCCCAACUUGUUUUUACAAGUUCAACAAAAUCAGCAGAGUUAACAUUCCCCUUUUUUAAACACACGCACAUCAGAUAGCUUGCUCAGACUCGUUAGAGUCUCUGUAAAUAUUUCCUGGUAUUUUUCCCGUUUAAUCCCUCCUAAAAUAAGAUGCUAUGCAGUCUUCUGUAAAGUAUAAAACACAAGUACAGUGGUGCCCCGCAGGACGAAUGCCUCGCAAGACGGAAAACCCGCUAGACGAAAGGGUUUUCCGUUUUGGAGGUGCUUCGCAAAACGAAUUUCCUAUGUGCUUGCUUCGCAAGACGAAAAUGUCUUGCGAGUUCCUGCGGGGGUUUUUUCCUUUUUCCCAAGCUGCUAAGCCGCUUAUCAGCUGAUCGGCUAAGCCGCUUAACAGCUGAUCGCUAAGCCGCUUAUCAGCUGAUCCGCUAAACCCACUAAGCCGCUAAUACUGUAGCGCUAAUCCGCUAAACCGCUAAUGGGCUUGCUUCGCAAGACGAAAAAACCCGCAAGACGAAGAGACUCGCGGAACGGAUUCUUUUCGUCUUGCGAGGCACCACUGUAAUCAUCUGUUCACACAAAGGUACCCAGAAGGCAGACUUUUAAAAGGUUAUAACAUAGUUUAAAUGUGGUGACUAUCUCCUUAUGAGAGAAAGCCCCCCUUUUCUUCUCUUGGCCUGGAGCCAAGGGUGCAUCUUAGUAGUGCUGUUGUUAAGAUGACAUUGAUAGAAACAAGAUGAUCGCCAGCCUGUGAUUCUUUUCUACUUCAGGAGAGGCCACGCCCAUCUCGUUACACAUAGGGAGUUUCAUCUCAGUCCUGGAAAGCAGGAAGUUCUGGCUGGAGGACUGAGACAACCUUCAUCUCUACUCUAGCCAUGUUGUGUUUGACUGCAUUCUUACAUUCCACACUGAAUGCCGCAAACCUGGGAGUGUUCUGGUUUGUGAAUGUUCUUUUGGAACCUUCCUGCAGCCAAUCAGAAGCCUUGCCUUGGGAGUCUAACGUUUUGGAAGUCAAAUGGACUUCCAGAACGGAUUCCGUUUGGCUUCCAAGGUACGACUGUAUAUAAUUUUGGAGCUGCCACAGAAAAAGCCUUCUCAGGCUGUCAUUCCUCAUACUUCUGAUGUGUUUUAACAAAAAGGGCCAGUAGGGAUGGAGAUGGUAUUUUGUAUAUUUGGGGCCUAAGCCUUUUAGGGUUUAAAACACUUGAAUUAGUUUGGAAACUGGCAACCUGUUGCAUCUUCCAUGGUGGAUAGCGAGCAAAUGAAAGCAAACAAUAAAUGCACAAGUCACCCUUCGCUAACAGAGGAAUUGCCCACUUAAUAGUCCAGGCUGGCUAGCCUCUUCCUUCUUGCCAUUUUGAAAGUUAAUAAAGGCAGUAUUUAAUUUAGGUUAAUUUGUUCUCCUUGAACAGUUGAUCAUCUUGGGUCCUCCAGAUGACUGCUAUUGCUGCGUCUUUUAUUACCUUGUCUGUUUUAUCACAAUAUGAUUGUACACCACUUUGUGGCCUAUUGAGCCAAAAAGUAGCUCUUAAUUUUUUAAUAUAAAUAAAUAUGUCCUAGGAGUUUCCUAAUGGCACUAUAACGCUUUACAGUUGAUUUCCAGAAACAUUUUAUGAAGCAUUUGUUUUCCAGCGACAUAUGCAUGAAAGAUUAGUAAAUGUUCUGUGUGUGGGGAAAAACACUAGAGUACAGAUUGUUUAAUCUUUUAUAAAUGGUUAUUCCUUCAAUAUUCUUUUUAAAGGUCUGGAACGAAUGCUUAACGCUUAUACGGAAUCUCCACAGUUCUCAGAUGCAAAGAAUCAGAAUGAUAUCACUGAGCAGCUUGAUGAGGUAACAUUUUUUUACUGUAAUCUGUAAAUUAGUUUUAUACCAUCUUUUUAAUGCCUGCCUGGGCUUAAUUUGUUCAUUUCAAAUCCAGCUUUCACUAAUAUCUAUUGCCCAUGCCUCAAACAAUCACUAGAAAAUCAACUGGGCAGGUUUGGAAUAGAAUAACCUGCCAAAUUGGGUGUGAUUUAUUUUAGGACAAGAGACAAUAAGAGAAGUACUGUAGUACAUUUUAAACUGGAAGUCUGUGUGUGUGUGUGUCAACUAGUGAUGGUACAGAAAUUUGUUUCAGUUUGCAUUUAAAGGUGAACCUAUGUAAUCUGCAUUUUCCAAAACAGGAUGUAAACCAAAACACAUCCAUCCUUCAAAAUUCACUUCUGUAAAUUAUGGAAAUGCAACCAAAUCAUGUGUACAAAAAUUCAUAUAAGUAGGAUAAAGUGUGCCUACAAAUGCAUAUAUUACUGAAAACAAUAUACAAAAAAUAAUUAUAUUGGGGGAAUUGCUUUGCAAAAAAUAUCUUUUAACAGGCAAACUUGCAAUCAAACGUGAGUGUAUUAGGAAAAAUGUGCAAACGUGUGAAAAUGUGGAGAACUCAACUGAACAUAGAUUGGAAAAAAGGGGAAACAAAGGGAAAUCAAAAUUGAGAUUCACCCAUCCCUAGGGUCAACUCCUGCCCCCACCCGAAAUCAACAUGAAGCAAAAUACCAUUUUACUAACAGUAUUUUAUUUUUUAAAAAACUGUAUUAUCUGUAUUACUAGACAUCUCUGAAAGUUAUCCUUCUGCAUGCAAACCACUUCAAGCUGGCGACUGUGCUUGCAGAAAUUGAGCAGAUGCCCAAACCAGUCGAACCCAGGAACUGCAUUUCAAAAUGGAAAGAAAAGGUACUAUGAAGGGUUGUGGCCUGUGUCAAAGCACUUUUAGGGAACAUGUGUGAGGCUAAUUUGGAGGAUAUGUUUUUACAGCCCAGUCCCACAAACUAUUACAGCCUUCUGUACAUCCUGGUUCUUUCACCUGCCAUUAGUGGGACCAGUAGGUCAUUGCUGGUAGGAGCAUACAUUUGGGAAAGAUUAUUAUUAUUAUUAUUAUUAUUAUUAUUAUUAUUUUUACAAUACAGCUAAACAAAAGCUUUUACUUACUCUUCAAAGUACCAUAUUUUUCGCCCCAUAGGACGCACCUAGUUUUCUUUUUUGGGGGGGAAAUAAAGAAAAAAAAUUUUAUUUCCCCCCCAGGCGCGGGGCUGGGGCAGGGGAAGCCUGAGCUUCCCCCGACCCCAGAACAGGCAGCUCUCUGCAAGCCUUGGGAGACCGGCGCGACUUCCCGCCGGGCUCCCAUGCCUUGCGGAUAUCUGCCUGAAGCCCAAACCAGGUGCGCACCGACCCCUCUCGCUCUCCAGGCUUCAGCGAAAGCCUGCAUUCGCCCCAUAGGACGCACAGACAUUUCCCCUUCAUUUUUGGAGGUGAAAAAGUGCGUCCUAUAGGGCGAAAAAUACGGUACUUAUUUAGUUAUCUUGUAUCUUGAACUUUAAGUGUCUGGUUUGGCAUCAUAACUCUUACUAUGAUGGGGCAGAGUAAUCUUUGGGAAGUCUUUUAGAUUGCUAGAUUGUGCUGUACACUAGUUUUCAACUGCUCACUUUUUAGCUGUUUUAUAAAGAGGUCAUUUUUCCACUGGAAAUUUUGCCUGCUAGAGCUGAGUACAGGGGAUAAUUAUAAAAACAACUUAGAAUUAUAGAAUGGAAGGGAUCCUGAGGGUCUAGUCCAGCUAUGACCAAACUUGUUAGCUAGGGAUGAUGGGAGUUGUAGUCCAAAAACAGCUGGAGGGCCAAGUUUGUCCACCACUGGUCUAGUCCAACCCCUCGCAAUGCAGGAAUGUCAACUAGAUCAAACAUGAUAGAUGGUCACUCAACCUCUGCUUUAAAACCUCCAAGAAAGGAGAGACCACUACCUCUCAGGACAGUCUAUUCCACUGCUGAACAACUCUGUCAGAAUGUUAUUCCUGAUUUUUAGUUGGAAUCUUUCUUGUCACUUCAAUCCAUUGAUUCAGGUCCUACCCUCUGGAGCAGAAAACAAGCUUGUUCCCUCUUCCAUGUGACAGCCCUCAUUUGAAGAUAACUAUCAUAUCUCCUCUUUACCAGGCUAAACAUACCCAGCUCCUUCAACCAUUCCUCAUAAGGCUUGGUUUCCAGACCCUUGAUCAUCUUGGUCACCCUCCUCUGCACAAAUUCCAGUUUGUCAAUAUUCUGUUUAAACUGGAGUGCCCAGAACUAGACACAGUAGUCUGACCAAGGCAAGAUAGAGAGGGUCUAUUACUUCCCUUGAUCAGGACACUAUACUUGUUGAUGCAGCCUACAAUAGCAUCAGCAUUAUUUAUUUAGCUGUUGCAUCACACGGUUGACUCAUGUUAAGUUUGUGGUCUACAAAGACCCCUAGAUCCUUUUCACUUGUACUACUGGCAACUUCAAAAGUGAUAAGGGAUAUAGUUUAUUAGUGUUACUUGUAAAGAUGCAGUCUUAUUAUGGAACAGAAUCCUGUGGAAAGCUGCUUUAUGUAAGAAAAUAUAACUGUUUGUCUGGGGGAGACUAUCAAAUCAUAUCUUAGCAAUUGGGGAAGAGUGAAAUAGCCAACAUUUGUUCAGAGUAUGCAAAUGUUUACAUGUUUACACUUAGCUAUAGUUUGGCUUAGCAUUAUGUGCAAACUGCACCCCUGCGUUGUUCAAGUAUAUUUAUUUUCACGUGCCUUUAGGUACAGUACUUUUGCCCAAAACAAUUCAAUUUUUAGCAUUUCUCCUGUUAACAAUGUUUUUUUCUUUCCCCCAAAACUGUUAGGACUGUGUGCAUCACUCUGUGGCAAUCACCUGCCCUGUUAAGAAGAAACAUUUUAAGCAAACUUUGAGCACAGGGGCCACCAGUGAAGAAGGAAUUAACAGGAGUUGUCCACCAGGUAAGGACACAAUCCAUUGCAGGAUCAGCAUGUGAAGUCUAGGGUUCUCUUCUCUCUCAUAAUCACAUAGUUGGCAAAAUGGCUGCCAUUCUGGUACAAUGGUACCUCGGUUUUUUAACGUCUCCAUUGACGAACAUUUUGGUUUUUGAACACUGUAAACCUGGAAGUAAAUGCUUCAGUUUUCGAACAUGCCUCGGAAGUCGAACAUGCCACACGGCUUCCGCCGAGUGCAAGAUUCUGAGGCCUAGCUGUUCGGUUUUCAAACGUUUUACAACUUGGAACAGUCUUCCAGAACAGAUUACGUUCAAAAACCGAGGUACCACUGUAACAGUAGAAAGCUAAAGGAGCAAGUGAAAAGUUUCUAGCUAGUAAGAUGUCUCUCUCACAGUUUCGGUACAAAUUAAAAGCCUAAAAAGCAGCUGAGCCUUCUGGGGGCUCAAAUAUUGUGUUAGUAAUGAGGAUGCUGAUAACUUUAUUAUUUGUACCCCACCCAUCUGACAUAAUAAAACAUUAAAAAGCUUCCCUAUACAGGGCUUCCUUCAAAUGUCUUCUAAAGAAUAAUAAUAGGAUUAUUCUUCCCCAUUCCUCUGUGGUGAGGCUCUGCAUCUUUUGAGUGCCUGCCACCCUCCAGUCCUUCAAAUUUAUCAUGAUGGUGGGAAAUGGGGCUGUCAGGUUCUAGAAAUAUGCACGUACAGCUAUAUAGUAUGGGUACUUUUUCUGUCCAGAAGCAAAUAAUGCUCCCUGCAAAAAGGGAAAACAGCCGUACAACUGCCAGGCCAAAAUGGAAACUAUAAUCAAACAUCAGUUUUCUUAAAUAAUUUAAAAGGGGUCAACAUACCUAAAAUGGAACAUAAUACACCUGGCCCUUCAGAUCCAAGCUGUUUUCAAAUCUCUCCAUCUCAAAAAAUUAAUUCAAGAGCUAUAACUGGGUUGUUGUUGUUGUUUUAAAAGAGCUAGUUAUUACCACAAGACUAUAUUUGUUAUAGCCUGCUGUAAAUAUUAUCACUUUUGUCCAAACUUUCCAGUAGCUGUUAGCAAUUCAAAGCCAACAGCUCUACCGCCAGAGAAUGGUGAUUCAGUGUAUGGAACUUGUACAGCUUUAUAUGAUUACCACGCUGAAAGGGAGGACGAGCUCUGCUUGAAUAAAGGUAACGGUAACAUUUUCCCUCCUCUAAUCUCAAUGUAAGAGAAAAGCCCCACUGGAUCAGACCCAAAGUCCAUCUACUCCAGCAUCCUGUUCUCAGUGGCCAAGAGAGGGACUAGCUUGUAGCAUUUCUGGCUACAAAACCAGGGGUAGAGUUUUAACUUUAUGCUGAAAUAAACUCCUGGGGGAAGGACUAAAACCUGCCCACUCUCCAUCUACCGUAUUUUUCGUCCCAUAGGACGCUCCGUCCCAUGGGACACACCUAGGUUUUUUGGGGGUGGAAAUAAAGGAAAAAAUGUUUUCCUUUAUUUCUCCCCCAAAACCAGGUCGGGGAACAGCGGGAUGGCGGUGCUGCGCCUCCCCCGUCCCCCGAGCUUGUGGGGCUGGCCGAUGUCUGCCCGGCGCGAGGGGCGCUUUGCUUCAGGGCGCCCCACGCGGGAGGCUGCUAUUCGCAGCCUGGGGAGCCCUGCGGGAACUCCCGCAGGGCUGCCUAGGCCGCGGAUGUGUUCCCGAAGCGCCGGGCGCUCUGCUUUCAGCGCGCCCGGCGCUCCAGGAAGCAGGCUGCUAUCCGCAGCCUAGACAGCCCUGCGGGAACUCCCUAGGCUGCGGAUGUCUUCCUGAAGCCUGGAGAGCAAGAGGGGUCGGUGCGCACCAACCCCUCUCACUCUACAAGCUUCAGCGAAAGCCUGCAUUCGCCCCAUAGGACGCACCCAGAUUUCCCCUUCAUUUUUGGAGGGGAAAAAGUGCAUCCUAUGGGGCGAAAAAUACGGUAGUUUGGCUCUAAGCAUACAUAUGGAAGAACACUUAAAAGCACAAGCCAUACUCAAGAAUGGUUUAUCUGGUUUAGUCUUCACAGAGAAACCCUUCUGUUCUUUUAAAGGAUGAUAGAGACAGAGUACUUUCUAAAACCAUGUAGCUUCCUUAGGAAAGUUGUGUUUAAGAUCUGGUUUAUUUGACUGAGGAAGUUAAAGUAACACUAUGUAUUAUUAUUAGGUGAUGUGAUUGAAAUUCACCAGAAGGAAGAGGAUGGAUGGUGGUAUGGCUCUCUCAAUGGGAAAAUAGGUAUUUUCCCUGCUACAUAUGUGGAAGAAUUAAUUCCCUCUACCACCAGGAGCCUCAAUGAAGAUGACGAAACGUCUUUUUAAACUGAAAAACCACAACUGGGACAGAUUGCAAGUGCAACUAACAAUAUGGAUUUAUUCACUUUGACAAGACAUCAAUUCAAGCUUCUCUAAGUGCCUGCUCUUCCUUUGUUUAGAACUUUUUCAUGUUCUAAAUAAAAUAUUGAAAGGC
This is a messenger RNA of Podarcis lilfordi (Lilford's wall lizard), 32330 nucleotides long. Lineage: Eukaryota; Metazoa; Chordata; Lepidosauria; Squamata; Lacertidae. The record is from the annotation of a GenBank genome assembly.